AGCUGUGUCGAGCUAAGGCUAGUUAGCAUCGUUUGUUUUUGUCGUGUGUGUCAGCGAUUCCAGCCGUUCCUUGUGCAAACCCGCUAUAAACUCGUACAUACCGGAGUGACCGACUUGUUGUCUGUCAUCUCUUUUAUUAACGAUGAAGUUUCAAUACAAAGAGGAGCACCCUUUUGAGAAAAGGCGAUCCGAGGGCGAGAAAAUAAGGAAGAAGUAUCCGGACAGGGUUCCAGUAAUUGUGGAGAAAGCCCCCAAAGCCAGAAUAGGAGAUCUGGACAAGAAGAAAUACCUUGUCCCUUCUGACCUGACAGUGGGCCAGUUUUACUUCCUCAUCCGGAAAAGAAUCCACUUGCGAGCUGAGGAUGCUCUCUUCUUCUUUGUAAACAACGUCAUUCCACCCACUUCAGCCACCAUGGGUCUGUUGUACCAGGAGCACCACGAAGAGGACUUUUUCCUCUACAUUGCCUACAGUGACGAGAGCGUGUAUGGGAACAGCCAAAGGGAAAUCUGAUCCCGCUACCACCCCACUACCCCCACCCCCCUACCCCUCCUCCAACCACUACCCACCUCUCCGAGACCUCCACCGCUCAUUCAUUUAAAUAUUAAAUCCAGCUCAGCAGCCUAGAGUUCCCAGAGUAAAUAUGUCAAAUGCACUUUCACCGCCCAUACAUUCAUUACCCUCCUCCAAUCCAUUUUCCAUUUCUGUCUUUAUUCUGAAGUCUGAAUUAUAUUUGCCUCCACGUCUUCUUCAUUUCUUUUUCUUUCCAAUAACUGCUUUGGUUGAGCGGUCUCGUGGCCAGUUAUUUUUCUAGCGUGGUAAAAAAACCAAC
Molecule: messenger RNA, 830 nt
Organism: Sphaeramia orbicularis (orbiculate cardinalfish)
Lineage: Eukaryota; Metazoa; Chordata; Actinopteri; Kurtiformes; Apogonidae
Gene: gabarapb
Product: GABA(A) receptor-associated protein b
Exons: 4
Coding region: 143-511 (122 amino acids)
Source: RefSeq, a predicted model, not a curated record